Messenger RNA from Symbiodinium necroappetens, 1449 nucleotides. Lineage: Eukaryota; Dinophyceae; Suessiales; Symbiodiniaceae. The record is from the annotation of a GenBank genome assembly.
AUGCGUCUGGCAGCUUUGCGAUUGCGGCCUGCAAUGGUCCAGGAAGAUCUGAACAAGUCACUUCUUUCAUUUCUGUUCUUUGCUUUUCAAGUCCUCCCGGUGGAUGCUCAGGCAACUUAUCCCUCCGAAUUUCGGAUGGAUUGGUGUGUUGGUGACGAUUGCUUUGACCAGUCAAUCAGCUGUGCACACUUCCAACUGCGUUUGCACAGCUACUAUGCUGAAGGGUCUCGCCCGCCUCUGAGGGAGGCGUUCUUUUUGGUGACGCUGCCUCCUGUGUACCAGCGGGAGUUGUUGCUUGGAUGCCCCGGCAUGAUGGUUCUUGCUCACCUCCUCCUCGCCGAGGUCCGGUUGUACACACACGACCCGAGCGAGGCAGCCACGCUGAGUGCGAGGGCACAGGCCAUGAUGGAGCUUCCAGAGAUUACAGCAGUCCACUUGGAGAACAUAAAGUAUGCGUGGCCACUGCAGCUGGCUAUGCAGCGGAUAGCGAACACAUCGUUAAUGCUAGACGGCCGAAGGCCAAUGACUGUGGACAUAGUGCUGCCGCGAUGUGGGGAAGACUUGUCUUGGCUGGCGAAUGGCUCCCUCCUGCAGCUGUUGCCUGCGAGGACACGGGUUUUUGUGUACGAAAAGUGUGGAGGCGAUGCUAGCUUUGUGGAGUAUUUGUCGAUGCGGCUUGAGUCGCACAUUCAGUUGAUCCACACACAGCUUGAUGAUGCUGUGGAUCCAGCCACCGGCCUGGCAGCACGCAGAGACGAAUGCACAGCAUACUUGAGCCACGUUGUCCGUGAGUACGAUAAUCUAGGAGACAUGACUCUUUUCUUGCAUGGUGAUCCGUCAGACCACACCCCCUUUGGCCUAUUGAACAUAUUGCUUCGUGGCAUUUCUCUGGGUACUUUUGCUGGCCUCGACUUUGUUCACCUGGGCUCGCCUCGCCUCGUUGCAACGUACAAUCCGUGCCAGAACGAUAUCUAUGAGCGUGCCUUCAACCACCCGCUUCAGGGCAGACUUUUUACCUACUGCUGCUCACAAUUUGCUGUUUCGAAGCGGCGGAUCCAGCAACGGCCACUUGAGGAAUAUGCCAAAAUGCUGCAACUCGUAGAUGGUUCUGUGGCAGAUGUGUGCGAACGAAUAGGUCCGUCUUACGAGAAGUAUGCUGGUCAGCGCUUAUCUCACUGUUUCUUCCUGGAGUUCAUGUGGCAUGUUGUUUUCGGCGAACCCGACGAGUUACCGCUCCGCGCAGAUGAGCCGAAGCUUCCGCUUCCACUACGUUUGAAGGACAGCGAUGAAAGCUUGCCUAGCUUGUGGAAAAGCUACAUGUCUCCGGUCGUUGGCGGCUAUGCCACCUUCCAACGGCAAAACUUCGAAAGCUGGCUUCAUCAAGUUCGGACGCAUACCGACUUGGGCCGAGCUGUGCAGAAGAACUUUGGAGAUGGAUUGAAUUUCUGA